This is a messenger RNA of Penicillium concentricum, 2748 nucleotides long. RefSeq lists its product as uncharacterized. The transcript has 5 exons. The record is from RefSeq and is a predicted model, not a curated record. Lineage: Eukaryota; Fungi; Ascomycota; Eurotiomycetes; Eurotiales; Aspergillaceae. Gene Ontology annotation, molecular function: DNA binding. The coding region runs from base 1 to 2748 and encodes 915 amino acids.
AUGGAUGCUUCGCGAGAGGAGCGGCAGCAAAUGCGGCAGCGUGGAGCUGCGACGCGCAAAGCAAGAGAAGUUAAUUUUGGGUUCUCAUUUGGUAGCCCAGGGCUUGGUUUACCAGCGCCCGCACCCACUGCGACUGUCCCUGAAGCUCAGAGUCCACCGCGAACACAGACCGCGCCGAACACAACACCACGACCGUUAAAGCUAUCGCAACCGGGAUCGCAAGCCCGGGGGAUUGAGCGCACACCGGGAAGUGCGCGCAACAAGCUCCCAGAAAGGCCCUCGACAUAUGAGAUACCCUCCUCCGAUGAUAGAUCUGAACAAACACGAAGUAACAAGAGGAGAAAGAUCAGUCCUACUAAUGGAACAGAAGAUACUCCUUCUCGUCGGAAUGGUGGGCGAACUAAGAAUGGCGAUGCACACCCUGUUGAUAGCAGUGCAGGUAGCACAGAGUCUCAAACAAGCCAUGCCCAGGAACCUCCCAAUACAGAUGCACCUCCUCCGUCAGAAACAACGAACAACCAAUCUCCGCAGCCUCACAUCUCACUCAUUGGGGAGACCUCAGUCAAAGCUCAGCGUCCGAUAGAAGAGGGGACCAAUGGCGCGGAAUCAACAUCACCUGCCGAAGAGCAAUUAGCCGAAGGCAUAUCUCCAGUGUCUAAUUCUACGGUACCUGAGGUAGCUGAAGAACCACAAGCGCCGAUUUCAUCGCCUGAAGCUCAGGCCGGGGUCGAACAUCCUGAAAACACAGAGCAACUACACGACAAACGACGUAACACUCGGUCACCACCACGGCCUGAGGAGCACAUCCAAAUAAACAAGGAAAACAAACGGGCUACCUCGGAAACCGCUUCUUCGGUUGUUCAGAUAGAGAAAUCGGCCACAAAAUCCUUAUCACCACGUGGUAGCUCUGCCGAGGCUGUUAAAGCUAGCCAUAUGCCGACUACUGACGAUCAUGUCGAGAUGACUGAGGAUGUUCCACCAUCCCAAGAUAACCAAACAUCCCAAGGGCCUUCUACAAAGACGAAAAAGGCCCGGGGUCGCCCACGGCAUCAAUCCACCGCGGAGAACACUCCUGAACUGCAGGUAGAAGAGGCUAUCCAAGAACCUACAACCGAGGCGCAAGAUAACCCCCAGGCGGCGCAAACUGAGGGAGUCCCAAAGACCAAACGGCCUCGUGGGAGACCCUCGCUUAACAAGAAGACCAUUGAAGCUAUCGAGAUUGAGAAGAUUUCACAUGGGCCUAUUCCAGAUGUUGCAGAGUCAUCUUUGGGGCCACGCCGUGGUCGCAAGCCAACGUCACAAAAGGGCGAUCAGCCUGAAACUGUGGUGGAAUCUGCUGUGCCCAAGCCACAACGCGGUAGGCCUGCGAAGAAAGCAAACCACGCAGUAGAGCCUGAACCCGAGGCUGAGCCUGCGACAGCAGACCAAGCAGAACCAGAGAUGGAACCUGCUGUUCCCAAGCCACAACGUGGCAGACCUGGGAAGAAAGCCAAACGCGCAGCAGAAACUGACCCCGAACCCGAGCCGGAACCUGCGACAGCAGACGGGCCAGAACCAGAACCUGCGGUACCUAAGUCUCGUGGCAGACCCGGGAAAAAGACCAAACAUGCAGCCGAAACUGAGCCCGAACCUGAGACAGAAGUUCAACCAGAACCCGAAGUAGAAACCGCAGUAUCCAAGCCCCAACGUGGUAGGCCUGGAAAAAAGGCCAAUCGCGCAAUGGAGCCGGAACCGGGGCCUGCCACACAAGACCAGCUGGAGCCUGAAGCCGAACCUGCAGUGCCCAAGAAUCAACGUGGUAGGCCCGGAAAGGCAAGUCGGGCGGUGGAACCAGAGCCCGAGCCCGAGCCUGUUACAGAAGACCAGCCGGAACCCGAAGCGGAAUCUGCAGCGCCCAAGUCACAGCGCGGCAGACCUGGGAAGAAGGCUAAGCGCGCAGUGGAGCCCGAGCCUGAACCCGAGACAGAACCCCAACCCGAGGCUGAGCCUAUACAAGAACAGUCUCGUCGUAAGACUCGAGAGCCUCGUGGAGAAACAGUCCCGGUCACUGUUUACCGUCUCGCCAAUGUCAAUUCUCUAGGUGGCACAGCAUCCACGGCCGAGGGAUCUGGAGACGAAGAAUCCGCCGAUGAACUCACCACGCACCAGAAGGCCAAGAUACCCAACCGCGGCGGUGUCAACCCGGCUGAUGUAUUGAGCCAGAUCUGCCGCGAGACUCUGGAGAAGACACUCAAUACACUCAAAGAUGGAAUUGCCAACGAGGCGAACGCUACCCGACGUGCAGAGUGGUCUCGCAAGAGAAAAGCCGUCGAGAUAUUUAGCUCGGAGCUUGACAGCCGCCUCAUGGACCUAAGCGGGAUACUCGAUAGCAAUUUUGUCCUUGGCGUGCAAUUGAAGAAGACUAAGCGGGAGAUGAUGGAUCUACGGAACCAUCUAUACCGGGUCCGCCGAGAACGUGAGAACAUAGCUUUGCAGAUGGAUGCAGUGCGCAGCAGACACAUCGAAGAGGAGAAAGUCAAAUCGUCACGAUCCACGAUUAGCAAUUCCCUCCACAGUCUUGAAUUGGCCCUCGACCGUAACAAGCAACGUCCUGCUUCUGCUGCGGACUCUUCUACGGAUCUUGAAUACAUGCUUCGCACCGUUGCCGACGUGAGUUCCCGAGCCCCUGGAGCACAAGGCGGUCUCUUGAACCAAAUCCGGGCGUUCAACGCACAGCUCGAGGCUACUAUUGAUCGCCUGGAGCGAUGA